ACAAACACGAAGCAAGUAAAUCGAUUGAAUUACACAUAUGUAUACAGCAUCUAAACGUUGAAGUCGAAAGGAUGACCAUCGAACAAGAAUACCUUCCACGACAAACGACGUUGAUCGAAAACAUCAAGUUGCUCUGUUAUUUGAUUAAGGAUAAAGGGAAGAAGCCGUGUCUGAAGGAGGAAGAAGUAACUCGAAAGAAAAAGUUAGCGGAUGUUGCGAGAAACGUUGAGAAAGCUACCGUCGAAGUAACACAAUGGACGUUUGCGGUUCUGGAAAAGAGAUUAGACUUUAAGCAGUUCCAGCGAAAUGUUGAAAUAGAUUGGAAAGCAGCGGAGUUGGCGAAGAAGAAUAUCGAGGAAAAUUCGAAGGAAGUAUUAAGGGCAGAAAGUGCGAAAUUCUCAUCAGCGAUGUCAGCUGUAAAUUUGCAGAGCAAAACGCGGAAAAAAUCGAUGCAAACCGAAAUGCAAUUGUUGGAUUCUCGUUUAAAAUCUAUCAACGAAAUACGUUGCUGGAGAAAGAACGAUUUAUAUAACGCACGUUACAAAGCGGGGAAACGGUGUUCGGAUCAAUUGAUCAAAUACGACAACGUUAUCGGAGAAGUUUACGCGUACAAAAUGACUCUUCUGUCCGAGAAAGAUUUUCUCGAAAAAGAGUACGCGAUUAUUCAGGAUCGGCUUAUCGCGCAACGUAGUUUGUAUAAAGGAUUGAAGGAGGAGUACGAAUCGAACAGAAGAGAAGCUUUCUUGACAAAAUUGAAGGAGUUUCGUCGAAAUCGUGCGGAACUGUACGACGAUCUUUAG
This is a messenger RNA of Habropoda laboriosa, 800 nucleotides long. RefSeq lists its product as uncharacterized. The transcript is spliced from 6 exons. Bases 72 to 800 code for a protein of 242 amino acids. NCBI's taxonomy places the organism in Eukaryota, Metazoa, Arthropoda, Insecta, Hymenoptera, Apidae. The record is from RefSeq and is a predicted model, not a curated record.